This is a messenger RNA of Haliotis rubra (blacklip abalone), 4091 nucleotides long. Its product is annotated as zinc finger protein GLIS2-like. Gene Ontology annotation, cellular component: nucleus. The transcript has 7 exons. The record is from RefSeq and is a predicted model, not a curated record. The coding region runs from base 657 to 1586 and encodes 309 amino acids. Gene Ontology annotation, molecular function: DNA-binding transcription factor activity, RNA polymerase II-specific; RNA polymerase II cis-regulatory region sequence-specific DNA binding. Gene Ontology annotation, biological process: regulation of transcription by RNA polymerase II; smoothened signaling pathway. Lineage: Eukaryota; Metazoa; Mollusca; Gastropoda; Lepetellida; Haliotidae.
AUGUGCGAGUAAGCGAAAACAUUGAUGGCUACCUUUCGAAACACAACCAAAUGCAAGUGACAAGUCGACAUUCUCGCCCACACAGCUCUUCCAACCUCUAAUGUAGCAACAUGGAACAUCAUCAGAACCCUGAUGCCUGCAUGGCUGCUGUCUGGUUCUUGUCAUGAUCAUUCAGCUAAAUGUGUCUGAACAUCCGCUGCUGGUGAAGGAUGAGGCCACCUCGAUGGAGGGAGGCAAUCCAGGCUACUCCACACGGCAUCCAGUCAGGAAUGGAGGAGGAACUCAUGGGGAGGAGGAACAGGUUCACUCCUUGGGCAGCAAAUCAAACAAUAUGGCUCCUGGAGUGGCUCAGUCUCCUGGAACCGGGCACUUCCACCACCUGUCUUCCCAACACUUGCCACUCUGCCUCACAACCAAGGAUCUUCCACCCUCACUUCCUGUCUACUGUGGGUCAUGCACACAACAUGAUGUCAUCAUCUCCCAGGAUGGACUGCAGCCUGGAAUCAUCACAUCCUGCUCAAUGCCACUGGCCAUGCCACCUAUUAAUGAACCAGUGAUGAUGACGUCAGUGAUUGGUCCAUCAAGUGUCCCCCUCCCGCCUCUAGUUGACCUCUCAUCAAUGAAGUUGCAGUUAUCUCCCCCCUGACAAGGAGCAGAUGUCACCACCAGGUGGAACCGAGUGGGAGUGUAGAUGGAUGCAGUGCGAGCGUCGGUUCUCUGCUCUGGAUGACCUGGUCAAUCACGUCAAUGACCAACAUGUAAAGGUGGAGCGCCCAGACAUUGACUACCAGUGUAAAUGGACGGGAUGUCCCAGGCAGGGGAAGGGCUUCAAUGCAAGAUACAAGAUGCUGAUACACAUUCGGACUCACACCAAUGAGAAGCCUCAUCGAUGUGGUCUGUGUGGCAAGUGCUUCUCACGCCUGGAAAACCUCAAGAUUCAUAACCGAUCUCACACAGGAGAGAAGCCAUAUGUGUGUCCAGUUCAGGGCUGUCACAAAGCAUACUCCAACUCCAGCGACCGUUUUAAGCAUGUGCGCACACACCAGGAGGAGAAGCCGUAUGUGUGUAAGAUGCCAGGAUGUCAUAAGAGCUACACUGACCCAAGCUCGUUAAGGAAACACGUGCGGACAAUUGGACACCAUUUCCGUGGUGAUGGAUCAGUAACGCCAAAGUUGCAGCGGAGUUCUCCCCCUUCCCCAGUGCCUACUCCUCCGAUUACAGUCAACAAUCUCAUCAAUCUUACGCCUUCCAGUGGAAUGCUGGGAAGUCUUUCCCCCCAUUUCCUGCCUCUAUCACCCAAUCUUUUCCCCGUGUCAUCUCUUCAUUCAUUGUUCUCACCACCUGUCUUAUCCUCAUCUCAUUCAUCAUCAUCAUCAAGUAUCAGCAUACAAGCAAAUCAUUCAGGAAUAAUUGUGUCAGACUCACGAUCCAUCCAUUCUGAAAAAACUGAUAGUCCCGUUGAUAUAAAGACUACCUUACCUUCUCCAAGAUGCCAAGAUGGUCCCCUCGACCUAUCAAGAAGUCCAUUACCUCAGCAAGCCAAAGACGAUGAAACAUCAGACAUGGACUAUGUCCAGGUUGACUGACAUAGAAGGGGAAUGCUUGGCCCUGAUUGUGUAUGAUAUAAAAUAUUUAUUUUUACCCAGAAUAUUCCGUUUCGUCACAUACAGAUAUGGGAACAUUUUAUCACCUUGUUUUCAUGUGUUGGUACAAAUACAGCAAAUGAUUUAAGGUAGGAAUAAGUCCUGAUUGUAUCAGCAACACCCUUGAUGUGUCUUUGGUCUGCUUUUAUUUUAUUUGAACAAAUUCAUUUUUUCUUUGUUUUAGAAGUUUCUACAUGCUGAUACCUUUUUUUCCCAUUUCUGGAAAAUCACUUUACUUUUUUCAUCACUUAUUUAGUGACAUUUUUUUAAAAGAGCAGGAACCAGAGAUAUCACAAUCUGUCUGCCCGCCACGUGAUUCCCAUUCUGAUUAAUAGUAAGCAACUGAUCAUUGGGAGAUGUAGACUUCAUAAACACAUCGGUAUGUCACUAUGAUAUUCUUGGUGAUGAGUUUGACAGUCGCCAUUUUGUCCUUGACCUUGUCUUUUGUUAUCACAAAAUGGAGUGGAAACUCAUCACUGGAAUGACCUUGGACAAAUCCCAUUUUGAAUGAGGCUAUCAGUCCAGGUAUUUUCUGUUCAUAAGUGAAACUGCUCGGUUGUCUAGUUGAAGCUAAGACCAUGUGUGUCUGGUGUGCCUACCUGGAUACCUAUAAAAUACAUUAAUGAUACUGAUACAUCUCCCAGACUGGAACAAUCAUUCUUUGUGGUCAGACAUAAGUGCUAUGUUUUAUUUAUUGUAUUUAACUCUCAUCUUUGUGAAGAUUGUUUGAACUGAUUAUAUUUAUGGUUAUGUUACAUUACUCAACAAAAUGCUCAUUUAGGCAUUUAACUGAAGUAAGACAUAUACUUAAGGGAGGUAACUCCUGCUUAUUCCAGGCAAUACUGACAGGUGAAAGGCAGUAUUGGGAUUUAUCAGAGACGAUUAUAAUCCUGUGUCACUGUCUAGGUGGACAGGAUGGGAUGCAGGUAUGUGGAAUGUGUACUUCAGUGAGCGGCAUUCCGUUAUCUGCAUGGGCAGAAGUCUUGUUAGUCUUUGUUUUGUUCAUUUAUUAUCUUGUGUUCUUGUUUUGCUGUUUAUUAACAAACAUUCUGCUCCAUUUAAGAAUGUAUAUACUUUUUAAGGUGAAGUGUUUUGAAGUAGGUGUAUAGGUGUACACUACCAAUUUAGUUAUUUUGGAAGGUUUUUAGUUGAAACUGAAACUUGAAGUGUGCUUAUUAGUGCUACCAGUUUAAUAUGAACUAUAAUCAAAUAAAUUCCACAGGUUGUGCUACAGAGGUUUGUGAUUUCAGUUUUAUGAAAGAAAUUUCAAAUUGGGGACUAGUCAUUUCUUACAGGAGUGGAGGCUAACUGUCAGAGAUGAUUAAUUUUUAUUGAGACUUGCAUCCCCAUUGAUUUGCUUACCUGUAGAAUAAGUGACUGGUCUUGUUGAUCUUCUCACCUGUACAAUAAAGUAUUGGUCUUUUUGAUCUACUCUCCUGUACAAUAACAUAUGGUCUCUUUGAUCUACUCACCUGUAGAAUAAGUCUCUUUGAUCUUACAUGGGCUGCAGGUUAAAGCCGAGGUCAUGCUAGAUGUCUCAGUCAGAGAGGGAUCCAUUUAAAUGUGCGUGCUCAGAUCUGCAUUACUUUUCUGAACUGUGAUUCUGCAUAUUGUGAUAGAGAAACUUGUUUGUCCAGUAGCCUUUUUUUAUUAAUUUAUGACCUCAAAGAAUGUUUUAUUUAACAAAAAUUCAAGAUGCAUGGUACAAAAUAUCCCAGCAUGUAUGUCAACAUACAUGGCCAUGGCUUGGAGACUUGUUCCUAUCUGUCAUUGCCCGGUGUCAUUUGUUUUCCAAUCGUGGAUACAAAAUAAAUGCUAAUAAUUUGAUUUUUAUACAAUAAUUGUUUCUGUUUAUGCAUCAAUUAAUUUAUAUUUGUGUUGGGAAACAUGCCUACAAAUGAUUCUGUUUAUUUUUUAAGUAUGGUAACUUCUUGACUGGUACGUUUAAAAAAGUUAAGGUGCUACCUUACCCAUCUGAAUCUGUGUGUACAAUUGGAAGCUUGAUUUUGCACAUUCAGUGGAUUUUCGGUGCCAUCGUUUGACUUGAGUAAAUCAAGUCUUUUGUUCCGAUUUCUUUAGUUACCAUAUGUAUAUAAUCAAGUUAUCUACCUUUUCAUUAAUACUGACAAAUUACGGAUUGAUGACUCUCAGGGAAUUAGAUCACAUGAUAACCAUUGUAAGUUUACCUCAACUAUCAAGCAUAAUUUAUCAAUUCAUAUUGCCAGAGCUGAAGUACUGGAAGUCUACUUGCUUCGCCCUUGAAUGUGGAAGCAAGGUUAACCAGUCUUCUAUUAUUAUGCAGAGUUGCAUCCCUUCUGCAUGCCAGGAACCUAUGGUAGUAGAGCAUGUGAUGAUUUGUUCCCCAUUAUGUUUCUAAGUUUGUCGGGGAGGUGGGUUAGCCUAAUGGUUAAAGCGUUUGUUCGACACGCUGAACUCCCGGGUUCGAUU